Oncorhynchus gorbuscha (pink salmon) is the source of this 1103-nucleotide messenger RNA. RefSeq lists its product as uncharacterized. The transcript has 4 exons. The record is from RefSeq and is a predicted model, not a curated record. Bases 425 to 1102 code for a protein of 225 amino acids. Lineage: Eukaryota; Metazoa; Chordata; Actinopteri; Salmoniformes; Salmonidae.
UUGUCUUUACUCCAGUAAAGAGCGUUCCGAUGUAGAUUGUCCCACUACCCAACCCGUUGGUUUGUUUCCGGAAGUUCGACUGUUUUUAAUGGAUGCUUUUUGUGUUGCCUGUCUAGCUAAGUAGCAUGCCAACUACCAUAGCCUUACUUUCUCUCAAUACAUCUGGUAUUUAUAUGUAUUAGAAUAGCCUCAUAUACAGUAAGUACUACAGCUUAUAUCUCAAAAUGGUAAAACAAUUGCAAUAGGACAGUUAUUGGCGGAGGCAAAAGCGGUUUAGUUACCAGUAUAUUUUCUGCUAAGGUUAGCUAAUUAGCUAGCUUCAUAUCAUUUUGAUAGACUGGAUCGUAACACUGACCAACCUGAACAAAAGUAGGUAAACUUUACGAUCUCAUAACUGUAGCUAGCUACACAUAGACAGUUUGCUAUGAUGUCUGAAGCCAUCGUAACCUUCCAGUCUCAGCUCUCCGGAGUCAUGGAGACGGUCCUAAAGUCAGCCAUAUACGAGAUCACUAGGCUGGUGGAGGAUAGUUUCCUGGAAGAGGUGUUCCGGAGCCGGGAGCAGGUCGAGUCGCUGAAGAAGCGGCUGCAGUGGUCGGAGAACAGUCGCAAGGAGAGGGAUAGAGAGGGAGGCCAGCGGGGGAAGUGUGCGGAUUGUGGGAGAGCUGACGUGGAGACAAGCUCUGGAACCUCACAGACAGGUGUGGAGAGGGGUUGUGGCCUGAAGCAAGAGAAGGUAUCAGGGGAGGAGUGGAGCAGCUGUGGGGGUGUGGCCGGGGAAACAACCUUCCAUGACCUGGAGGAGGCUGAGGCCACCAGCCCUAGGAGAAUCUCUGAGUCCACAGAGGUUGGAGGUCAGAAGCUGGACAGUCUGCUGAAAGAGGAGCCUCUCCACAACACUGAGCUACGGGAGAGAUGGGAGUUCUGCCUGGACGGGGCCGACGGUUCGGACGUCUCUGGGCCCAGUAAGAGUUUCAGUGAGCAAGCACUGCAGCAGUGCCAGGCUGACUGGGGAUCUGUUCUAGACCAGGAGCCUAAACCUCCGGGCCCCGAGGGAGACGCAGGGGACCCCACCGACCCCCUCUACCGCCUCGUUACAGCAUGAA